CCACGGUCCCGUCUCGCACAGCCGCGCAUUCGCACCACCAGCGUCGCACGCAUUCGCCCGCCUCCCUGUCCAGCCUCCAGCCACAAGUGACAAGUGACAGGUCCUCCUCCCCCCCUCCCAACGCGCUCCGCCGGGUCGCACCGCCGCCGCCGUCGCCGUCGCCCGGACCCAGUCCCGACCCCGUUAAAAGCCCGGCCGGCGCGCGUGCUCGCUUCUCACUUCAUUUUUCCUCUCAGAGAAAGGAAAGGGGGAAGGAUAAACAAACAGACCAACAAACAAAUCCACUGACGGCCGGGGGGAAGAAAAGGCGAUGGGAACAGUGCUGGACUCCCACUUCCUGGCGCUCACCGCCCUCGUCACCGUCGGGUACCAGCUGGUGUUCUUCAUCAUCACAGCUCUCCUCCGCUUCGACAAGGUCACCGAUUUCGCAGGCAGUACAAAUUUUGUCAUAAUCGCCGUCCUUGUAGCAGCUUUGAAGGGAACAUGGCACUUCCGCCAGAUCGUGUUGACAGUGCUUGUUAUAAUCUGGGGACUUCGUCUGGCAGUGUUUUUACUAAUGAGGAUUUUGCAAUGGGGAGAGGACAAACGGUUUGAUGAGAUGCGCAGUAACUUGGGAAAAUUAGCCGUCUUCUGGAUUUUUCAGGCUGUCUGGGUUUGGACUGUCAGCUUGCCUGUUACUAUUGUGAAUGCAAGUAGCAGAAACCCUUCAAUUGAAGCUCGGGAUAUCAUUGGUUGGAUAAUGUGGGCCAUCGGGCUAGCUGUGGAAGCUAUAGCUGAUCAACAGAAGCUUAAAUUCAAGAAUUCUCCAAGCAAUAGGGGAAAGUGGUGUAAUGUUGGUCUUUGGAGUUAUACUCGCCAUCCAAAUUACUUUGGGGAGAUGUUCCUUUGGUGGGGGGUGUUUGUAGCAUCAACCCCAGUCCUCUCAGGAGCUGAAUGGCUUGUAAUCUUGGGACCCAUCUUCCUGACGCUCUUGCUUCUUUUCGUUAGCGGGAUCCCACUUCUUGAGUCAUCUGCUGAUAAGCGCUUCGGUCGGUCUGAGGAAUACCGCACAUACAAGAAAACCACAAGUCCUCUUAUCCCAUUGCCGCCGGUUGUGUAUGGAGCCCUGCCCGAUUGGUUCAAGGUGGCAUUCCUCCUGGAGCUGCCCCUCUACAACCCCGGACCGGAACGCGACCCUGUCAGCUGAGCACUGAAUGCGCAUUGUUCUUCUGAUCACAAGUGAUUAUAUACAUGUAAUGUACUGCUUUUAUUCUGGAUGGGUGAUUCUUUUCCCAUUGAUUUCAAAGGUUUACAGUGAAGUUUGUCCAUAUGUAUCUACGUAUCUCCCAAGAUGUUCAAAAGCAUAGUUUGUGUACUUGUCUUUAACAGGGAUAUUGUGUACUUGUGUUAAUAGUGGAAAAGUUUGGUUUUAUUU
This is a messenger RNA of Triticum urartu, 1414 nucleotides long. RefSeq lists its product as uncharacterized. Gene Ontology annotation, cellular component: membrane. The record is from RefSeq and is a predicted model, not a curated record. Lineage: Eukaryota; Viridiplantae; Streptophyta; Magnoliopsida; Poales; Poaceae.